AUGCUUCGUUUUUCGUUUUCCCAUGCUUUCGCGGGCUCCUACGGGCUGGCCCCAGCGCGCGCUACUAGAUUCUACCCCCGCAUACUCCCCUUCGCCGCCCGUGCGUACUCGGCGGACAAACAGGGCGACGAUGUGAUUCUGCGUGUGAAGGUAGCCCCCAUCAAACGUAACAACGAGACCCUGGAACAACAGCGCGCCCGUCUCGUGUACCAGUCGCGCAAGCGCGGUAUUUUGGAGACCGACCUGUUGCUCUCGGGCUUCGCGGCGAAAUACCUGAAGCACAUGACUGCGGAGGAACUGAACGAAUACGACGAGCUGCUUAACGAGCUUGACUGGGACAUCUACUACUGGGCAACCAAAAACUCUGACGCUUCUCCGUUGCCAGAAAAAUGGCAGCAUUCAAAGAUCCUGCGCAAGCUGCAAGCCUACAGCGAAAACAAAGACAAGCAGAUCUUGAAGAUGCCUGAUCUUUCUGAGUUCUAG
Eremothecium gossypii ATCC 10895 is the source of this 483-nucleotide messenger RNA. RefSeq names its product succinate dehydrogenase assembly factor SDH5 (gene SDH5). Gene Ontology annotation, cellular component: mitochondrion. Gene Ontology annotation, biological process: tricarboxylic acid cycle; mitochondrial electron transport, succinate to ubiquinone; mitochondrial respiratory chain complex II assembly. The transcript has a single exon. Bases 1 to 483 code for a protein of 160 amino acids. The record is from RefSeq and is marked provisional. Lineage: Eukaryota; Fungi; Ascomycota; Saccharomycetes; Saccharomycetales; Saccharomycetaceae.